AUGAGAUCUGUCUGUGAUGACCUGAGCUACAAUAUUGAGGAAGAAACGAAGCGCCAGUAUGUGAUUGGAAAUAUAGCAAAGGAUCUCAGGAUGGAUGUGAAACAAUUAUCUGCUCGUAAGGCUCGGAUAGACAGUGAGGACAGCAGCAAACGGUACUGUGAUAUUAAUCUGAAUACUGGUGAUUUAAUCGUGGCAGAGACAAUAGACCGAGAGGAGCUUUGUGGAUCCCAAAUUCCCUGCAUUCUUAGCUAUGAUCUCUUCCUGGAAAACCCUCUUGAAGUCCAUCAUGGGGGAAAAUACGCUGAACUCGUGUUGGAAAAGGAGUUGGAUCGUGAACAGCAGCAGGAGAUAGAUAUGAUACUCACAGCCACUGAUGGUGGUUCACCGCAGAGGUCUGGCACUGCUGUCAUACACAUCACUGUUCUCGAUGCUAAUGAUAAUGUCCCAGUGUUUAGUGAGUCUGUUUAUAAAGUCACCCUGGCUGAAAAUACACCUUCAGGAACAGAAAUAAUCCGAGUGAGCGCCAAGGAUGCAGAUGAAGGUCCAAACGGAGAAGUAACUUAUGAAUUCAGCAGAAUGUCAGAUAAAACUGCAAAAUUAUUUUCUAUUGAUAAGACAACAGGACAAAUUGUGGUGACUGGAGAAAUUGAUUAUGAAAAAGACAAAAAGUAUGAAAUGGGAAUUCAAGCGAAAGAUGCAUCUGGAUUAGCAUCAACUGCUAAAGUUAUAAUAGAUAUAAUUGAUGUGAAUGACAAUCCGCCUAGAAUCACCCUUAAAUCUUUGAAUAACCCAGUACCUGAAAACUCUGAGCCAGGCACUGAGGUGGGAAUCAUUAAUGCUCAAGACAAAGACUCAGGAGAAAACCGGCAGAUUCGUUGUUCUGUUCAGCAAAAUGUUCCUUUCAAACUGAACCCAUCUGUUAAAAACUAUUUCUCUCUAGUGACUACAAAAGCUCUAGACCGAGAGAAAGAAUCUGAUUACAACAUUACCAUCACAGCCACAGAUGGGGGAUCUCCACCAUUAUCCACCUCCAUGACAAUUCAUUUAUUUGUCUCAGAUGUGAAUGAUAAUCCUCCUGUAUUUGUGCAGCAGUCAUACAGUGCUUAUAUACGUGAAAAUAACAAACCAGGCUCUUCUGUUUGUUCUGUCAGUGCAAAUGACCCAGACUGGAGACAGAACGGGACUGUACUGUACUCUCUGGUAACCAGUGAAGUCAAUGGGGUCCCAGUGUCCUCGUUUCUAUUUAUUAAUGGAGAUACAGGGGUGAUUCAUGCUGUAAGAUCAUUUGACUAUGAGCAGUUCAGAAACCUCACUGUCAAAGUUGUUGCCAGAGACAAUGGAUCUCCACCGCUCAGCAGUAACGUGACUGUGAAAGUCUUCAUAACAGAUGAGAAUGAUAACUCUCCACAGAUAUUAUACCCUGUUCCUGAUGGAAAGUCUUUAAUGACUGAAAUGAUCCCUAAAGCGACUCUCUCAGGCUCUCUGGUGUCCAAAGUGAUCGCUGUAGAUGCUGACUCUGGACAGAAUGCAUGGCUGUCCUAUCAGAUUGUCAAAUCUACUGAUCCGGGACUGUUCACUAUUGGUCUCCAUAGUGGAGAGAUCAAAACACAACGAGACAUUUCUGAAUCUGACAAUAUGAAGCAGAACCUUGUUAUUUCGGUGAAGGAUAAUGGACAGCCCUCUCUGUCUAUGACCUGUUCUGUAAAUGUACUCAUUUCUGACAACCUUUCUGAAGUUCCUGAACUUAAAGAUAUGACUUAUGAGGACAACAACUCUAAAUUAACGUCCUACUUGGUCAUUGCAUUAGUUUGCGUGUCCACCUUCUUCCUGACGUUCAUCAUGUUGAUCGUGGCAGUGAAGUUUUGUCACAAGAGAAAGCCCAGACUGUUGUUUGAUGGAGCAGUUGCUGUUCCCAGCGCCUAUCUCCCUCCCAAUUAUGCAGAUUUGGAUGGAGCAGGAACUCUCCGCAGCUCUUACAAUUAUGAUACAUAUCUAACCACAGGCUCACACACCAGUGACUUCAAAUUCAUAAGAUCUUACAAUGAAAACACAAUUCCUGCUGGUGGGACUCUGAAAUCAGUUAAAAGUGAUUCAUUUGGAACACAUGUUCUCACUCUUGUCAACACAGAAGAGGCUGACGAGUUCAGAAACUUCACUGUCAAAGUUGUUGCCAGAGACAAUGGAUCUCCACCACUCAGCAGUAACGUGACUGUGAAAGUCUUCAUAACAGAUGAGAAUGAUAACUCUCCACAGAUACUAUACCCUGUUCCUGAUGGAAAAUCUUUAAUGACUGAAAUGAUCCCUAAAACGACUCUCUCAGGCUCUCUGGUGUCCAAAGUGAUCGCUGUAGAUGCUGACUCUGGACAGAAUGCAUGGCUGUCCUAUCAGAUUGUAAAAUCUACUGAUCCGGGACUGUUCACUAUUGGUCUCCAUAGUGGAGAGAUCAAAACACAACGAGACAUUUCUGAAUCUGACAAUAUGAAGCAGAACCUUGUUAUUUCAGUAAAGGAUAAUGGACAGCCCUCUCUGUCUAUGACCUGUGCUGUAAAUUUACUAAUUUCUGACAACCUUUCUGAAGUUCCUGAACUUAAAGAUAUGACUUAUGAGGACAACAACUCUAAAUUAACAUUAUAUUUGAUCAUUGCAUUAGUUUGCGUGUCCACCUUCUUCCUGACGUUCAUCCUGUUGAUCAUGGCAGUGAAGUUUGGUCACAGGAGAAAGCCCAGACUGUUGUUUGAUGGAGCAGUUGCUGUUCCCAGCGCCUAUCUCCCUCCCAAUUAUGCAGAUUCGCAUUACGGCUGCUGGUCUUGUAUUUGCGACUUUGAAGCUCUGAGUGCCGCUGUUGAUUAA
Sinocyclocheilus grahami is the source of this 2850-nucleotide messenger RNA. RefSeq names its product protocadherin beta-7-like. The record is from RefSeq and is a predicted model, not a curated record. Gene Ontology annotation, molecular function: calcium ion binding. The coding region runs from base 1 to 2850 and encodes 949 amino acids. Gene Ontology annotation, cellular component: plasma membrane. The transcript is spliced from 5 exons. Gene Ontology annotation, biological process: homophilic cell-cell adhesion. Lineage: Eukaryota; Metazoa; Chordata; Actinopteri; Cypriniformes; Cyprinidae.